CCAAGCUAGCUCGUUUUCACUUGCAUUGCACCUUCACAAAUUUCUUCUGUGACCACAAUCCAAUCCUGGUGUAAGGUUAAUAACAUAAACAUGGCCGCAAGGAAGUCUUCAGUUGCUAUUGCUUUGCUUCUCGCCAUGUCAGCAAUUGUGACAGAAUGUCGUGUUGCGAGGAAGGAUUUGGGAAUUGAUCUUGGAGGGAUAGGCCUUGGAGUUGGAGCAGGGUUGGGCCUGGGCUUAGGUGGAGGUGGAGGUGGGAGUGGGAGUGGGUCCGGGUCUGGAUCAGGAUCCGGAUCCGGGUCUAGUAGUUCGGCUUCUUCAUCAGCAUCCAGCUCAGCAAGUUCCGGGUCUGGUGGGGCCGGGUCAGAAGCAGGGUCAUAUGCAGGAUCCUAUGCUGGGUCUCGGGCUGGGUCUGGAUCGGGAGGCAGUCGUGGUUCGGGUUCCGGACGUGGUGAAGGAUAUGGGAGGGGAUCCGGCGGGGGUGAUGGGUCAGGAUCGGGUGAAGGUCAUGGAGAAGGAUACGGAGAAGGCUACGGCAGGGGUGAAGGAAAUUGAGUUCAUCAUAAAAUAUUGUUAGCCAAAAAUUAAAAUUAAAACAAAAUAAACUAAAAAUAAAUAAUAAAUGUCUACUUCACCACCACCUUUUGCAUGUAAAUAAGUGGGCGGUGAACUUGAGUCUCGAUAUUAUUGUGCUUCUUGGUAAGUUACAUGUUUCUUGGUUAAGGUUACAUGUUUGAAGUAUGUUAAAUUAAGUGCAUAAUAACUAGCCCGCUAGUGUUGUUGUAA
Messenger RNA from Tripterygium wilfordii, 783 nucleotides. RefSeq names its product putative glycine-rich cell wall structural protein 1. The transcript has a single exon. The record is from RefSeq and is a predicted model, not a curated record. Lineage: Eukaryota; Viridiplantae; Streptophyta; Magnoliopsida; Celastrales; Celastraceae. The coding region runs from base 91 to 552 and encodes 153 amino acids.